AUGGCGAAUAUACGUGAUACCCUGUGGGACACCGGGCGCGACGAGACCGUCGAGGUGAAUCAGCGCGCUCUCAUCGACAAAGUCCUCGCGCGAUACUCGGGCGAGUUCACCGUCUUCCGCGAGCUUCUGCAGAACUCCGACGACGCGGGCUCGUCCGCCGUGGAGAUCCACUUCGAGACGAGGGCGUACGCGGAGAAGACCAAGGCGGCCGCGUCCUCGUCGUCUUCCCCAGCGGACGCGGAGCCUUCGGAGGGCGACGAGUCUACUCGGACGGACAAAGCAAGGGAGGACCUGCCGGAUUUGAAGACAGUCCAG
Gloeophyllum trabeum ATCC 11539 is the source of this 315-nucleotide messenger RNA. RefSeq lists its product as uncharacterized. NCBI's taxonomy places the organism in Eukaryota, Fungi, Basidiomycota, Agaricomycetes, Gloeophyllales, Gloeophyllaceae. The record is from RefSeq and is a predicted model, not a curated record. The annotation marks the transcript as partial. The transcript is spliced from 3 exons.